CAGACUUUCACCAGACAGCAGUGAAGGGGGAAAACACCUCUCUGCCCCAUGGCUGUAGCAACCCUUUAAAUGGACAUAAUUAUUAAAGUGGAAAUGGAGAAGCUGAAAAAUCCAAUGACCAGCCCCUUCAAAGGAAAGGACAUCACAGCUUUGGCUUGGAAACUGAAACAUGUGGCUUUGGACACUCCUCUUCAGUUCAGCGCUCUGGCCUUGAGGCCCCAAUCGAAGAGCACUGCUCGGUUUGGCAGCCUCAGCCAUCACUCUUUCUUCUCCCGGCAUAAUCCCCACCCGCAACGAGUGACUCAUAUCCAAGGCUUGAAUGGUGCUCCUGUUUGCACAGUUAAUGAUGAAUGGACCAUUCUUCCACCACAUCCACAUCCAAUGAUAAAAAGUCAGAUCUGUACUUCUGUUUUGGGGGUUCAUGGGAUCCAAAGGCCUAUUGGAGAUCCACAGCCUAUUCCAGUCCCCAGGCUAUCAAUAGGCUCUUUGUCAGAUGCAUGGCGAGAAGAACUGAAGGAGCUCGCUGCAAGAGUGACUGCUACUUCUUUUACUAAAAAGGAGAAAAAGGAGACAACCGAGAAGUCACGAAGAGAGACACAAUACUCAGAAGAAACAGGACGCCUUAUUCCUCCUCCUUCUCGAGCCAUAACUCGUCAUUCAUCCCAUCGCACACAUAAGAACAAUGCCAAGAACAGAAGCAAAGAUGCUACUCUGGCUUUUCAGGACCAAGAACUGAUAAUUUUGGAAAUGCUGUGUCAGAUCCUGCAGACAGACUCCUUGACUGCUAUUCAGCAAUGGCUUCUCACUGCUGCUCAAAGGGAUAAAGAUCUUGUCAUGGGAUUGUUGCAGAUUGCCACAGCCAACCUUCAGACACAGGAGUGGGCCACUAGUAUGGAAGAGAGUUGUCCACAGUUGUCCCCAAAUACCUCAAGCUGCUCUUCUAGCCUAUACAACCUUGGGAAAAAUCACUUGAGAAGAGUGUGUGUAAAAACACAAAAGCCAGAGCCUAUCCCAGAAGAAGAGAAACCAGUACAUGUCGGCACUGCAGAAGUUCUUCAGUUCCACUCAAACAUGAAUGAAAAGCAAAAACAACCAGCUAAAUAGAAGAAAAAAGACGUUCUUCCUGCAGCUCCAGUACUUGCUGUUGCUUCUUGACUGUUUCCCUCCUGGUAUUCAGCAAAUGGCAACAUGAAACAGUCCAGCAUUAGAAAAUGGGUUAUACUGUUUCGUAGUAUAUAUAUAUAUUAUAAUGUGAGCAUUUUAGGGAUUGACAGUUUCUUUACUGAGACACAAGUAUUUUGAGGAUGCCUCCAGAUGGACAAAAGUUAAUGCUACCAAUCAAAAUGUACUAUAUCGUAUUUCUCUUUUUCUCUUUAACAGAUUUGCCAUUAAAAUAACAAUGACGCAAGAAACAGUGAGGGUUAUAAAUGGAACGCAGCAUAUUAAGGAAUUCUCCAUUCACUCCCAUCCAAUAGUGCAAUUGCAUGAUUUUUUUUUUUACUACAACCACUUGUAACUCAUGGCCCUAUCCUAUAGAGCAGGCGUCCUCAAACUAAGGCGCGGGGGCUGGAUAUGGUCCUCCAAGGUCAUUUAUUCGACCCUCGCUCAGGGUCAACCUAAGCCUGAAAUGGCUUGAAAGCACACAACAACAACAACAACAAUCCCAUCUCAUCAGCCAAAAGCAGGCCCACACUUCCCAUUGAAAUACGAAUAAGUUUAUAUUUGUCAAAAUUGUUCUUCAUUUGAAUUAUUGUAUUGUUUUAAAGUGUUUUUUGCACUACAAAUGAGAUAUGUGCAGUGUGCAUAGGAAUUUAUUCAUUAUUUUUUUCAAAUUAUAAUCUGGCCCUCCAACAGUUAGUGGGACUGUGACCUGGCUCUCUGUUUGAAAAGUUUGAGGACUCCUGCUGUAGAGAUUCAAAAUAUGCUGUUUAGUAAGGUAUUUUCCAUUUAUGGCUAGAGAGCUCUAGGGCUACAAUAGCUACGAGUCUAAUAUUUCACCAAACUACGAGAGGUAUUUUUUAAGUAAGGUCCGUUGGAACAUAAGUACACAACGAAAGUUUAUUUCUAAAAAGUAAAUUUAUUUUCAGAAAGUACAUACUUCACUCUAUUUUUUGACAUAGUUGCCAAGUUUGUUCAAACACUUAUCGUACCUCUGAACCAAUUUUAAAAUACCCUCUUCAUAAAAACUUGCCGCCUGCUCCGAUAACCAAGAGUUCACCAAAUCGUCUGUAAUCAAAGAAGGGCGACCGGAGCGGUCCUCAUCAUGGACGUUGUCACAGCCAUCUUUGAAUUGUCGUACCCACUUACGCACUUUGCUUUCACUCAUAACAGUAUCACCGUACACUUCACAAAUCUGUCGAUGAAUUUCUGCAGCAGGCAGGUUCCUUGCUGACAAAAAUCGUAUCACUGAGCGAACCUGACAUGCGGAGGGUGAGUUGAUAGUCUUAAACAUUUUUAAAGCACAGAACAGAACCGUACAGGUUAGCUACAGAGCGGAAACUGAGCACAGUUGUUCCCGAGGCAUGCCGGUACAUGACGCACGCGUUCAUUGCGGUAUGCGCGCGAACUACUAGUGUCUACAACAAAAUGGACCUUACUUAAAAAAAUACCCCUCGUACAAUUCUCUAGAGUUUAUAAAAUGGACCUUCUACAACUAUGAUGUGAUGAUACCCUUUGAAAUUCUUGAAAAGAUCUGGAUCUGCUAUAUGCUACUGUUCCAUCUUAGUAUUUGACAAAAUCCAUCAAGGAUGCAUUGCAUAUUAAAUCUAGUAGACAUACAAUUGAUGAUACAGUCCCUAUUAUGGGAUGACUGUGAGAUCAGUAAAUAAGAGUGGAUAGUGAUUUAAAUAUGUAGUCAGUUUAGACUGAUUUGCAGGCUUUAUUGCAUGCUGAAGUAUGACUAUCACAUUUCCAAAGUUUUGAAGAAAUAUAUAAGCUUGAUAUUAUCCCUGGGGCUUAUAAGGCAUAGGCCCAAGACUGUGAUCUUUUUCAGGUCAAUGAUCUUACUAUUCUGUUGUUAAGCAGCAGAAUAAAAAAAAAAGCCUGAUUGCAGAGGACAGGAAGAGGAAUGUGCUAUAGGAAAC
Anolis sagrei ordinatus is the source of this 3083-nucleotide messenger RNA. It is a transcript of the gene TBATA, whose product is annotated as thymus, brain and testes associated. NCBI's taxonomy places the organism in Eukaryota, Metazoa, Chordata, Lepidosauria, Squamata, Anolidae. The record is from RefSeq and is a predicted model, not a curated record.